CGCUAGAACGCUGAUUUACCGUCACUAUAAACUCAAAUGUGUGGUCUGGGAGGGCAGAUGGCACUCUACUGCGAUCUGAUGGGUUGCUGGCAAGCAUUUCCGUAGUGUAGUUUUUAAUGCAUCAUGACAGAGGCUUCACUGCCUGACUCGUCUGUCCUAAUUUCAAGCUAGACAGUACGACAUACAUUAUUUCACAUACAGCAGCCCGUGCAGAUGCACGCACACGUUUAUUUCCUCCGUAUGCGCGUCCUCUUCGGGUAUGAGAUCCUCUUUCAGUGAUACAAUACUUUUAAACGGAUCCCGUCAUUAUGUCAAAGCGGUACAUGCUUUAAAUCUAUCCGCGUACGAUUCUGAGUCGAUAAUACAUGGUAAUACCCGCGUUACCGGAGACAAGGAUGUCGAAACGGCUGCGAAAUAGCGAAGUUUGUGCGGACUGCAGCAGUUCGGAUCCUCGCUGGGCGUCUGUGAACAGAGGAGUUCUGAUAUGUGACGAGUGCUGCGGCGUUCACCGCAGUCUGGGCCGACACAACUCGCAAGUGCGGCAUUUGUCACACACCUCCUGGCCGCCUACCCAGCUACAGAUGGUUCAGACAUUAUACAACAAUGGUGCUAAUGCAAUAUGGGAGCACACUCUGCUGGACCCGUCAUCCAUCAUGAGCGGGAAACGCAAAGCUAAUCCUCAGGAUAAAGUCCACCCCAGCAAGGCAGAGUUCAUAAAAGCAAAAUAUCAAAUGCUGGCUUACGUCCAUCGUUUACCAUGUCGAGAUGACGACAGUACAGCAGCCGCUGAUCUAAGCAAGCAACUUCACUCCAGCGUUAGAACCGGCAAUCUUGAAACUUGUUUGCGGUUACUGUCACUUGGGGCUCAAGCCAACUACUUCCACCCGGAGAAAGGGAACACCCCGCUGCACAUAGCAGCUAAAGCAGGGCAAGUGUGUCAGGCUGAGCUUCUUUGUGUUUAUGGGGCAGACCCUGGGGCUCCAGACUCCAACGGCAAAACGCCUAUCAACUAUGCAAGGCAGGCUGGCCAUCAGGACCUGGCAGACAGACUGGUGGAAAUACAGUAUGAGCUCACAGACAGGCUGGCCUUCUAUCUCUGUGGGCGGAAGCCUGAUCACAAGAAUGGACAGCAUUUCAUUAUACCACAGAUGGCGGACAGCAGUCUGGAGUUAUCGGAGUUUGCAAAAGCUGCAAAAAGAAAACUGCAGUCUCUCAGCGAUCAUUUGUUCGAGGAACUAGCAAUGGAUGUGUACGAUGAAGUGGAUCGAAGAGAGACAGAUGCAGUUUGGCUGGCCACUCAGAACCACAGCACCUUGGUAACAGAGACAACAGUUGUGCCUUUCCUUCCUGUAAACCCAGAGUACUCAUCAACACGAAACCAGGGAAGACAAAAACUGGCGAGGUUCAACGCUCAUGAAUUUGCCACACUUGUGAUUGAUAUUCUAAGUGAUGCAAAGCGACGCCAGCUCGGGAAUUCAGUCUCAAGUCCUAAAGAAAAUGUCGAGGUGUUCUUCAAGAGUAUGGGUAGUCGUCAUGGAAGUGAAAGCCAGGAAAUCGACCAGCCAGACUAUGACAGCGUGGCAUCAGAUGAGGACACAGACACUGAUUUACGAAUAGGCAAAGCAGACAGAGCUAAGAGUCUGGACUCUGAUCUGUCUGAUGGACCGAUUUCGGUGCAGGAGUUUCUGGAGGUGAAAAAUGCACUUUCAGCCUCAGAGGCUAAAAUUCAGCAACUGAUGAAGGCCAACAGUAAUCUGAGUGAAGAGCUGAGAUUGAUGCAGAAAAAGCUGCAGUCUCUGCAAAGUGAGAACAGCUCUCUCAGGCGGCAGGUCUCCGCUCAACAACCCUAUCAGGCCCCCGGCGGCCCUGACCACCCCAAUCCCUCCAGUCCCUCCUCCUCUUCCUCCUCCUCUGCCCUGAAACGUCACCUGUCUGCACGGGCGAGCCGCCCCAUGUCUAUGUAUGAAACCGGCUCUGGUCUGAAGCCCUUUCUCCCCAAGGGAGAGACCCCUUACCCUGAGGAGACUUUCCCCACCCUGCAACCCUUCCCAACCUAUGCCUCCAAAUUUGACAAGCAGAGCAGUGUGUCUGAUGGUGACUAUGAUAACACGGUCAAUGAAUCUGAUCUGGACGACUCUGGCUUUGGCCGUAGAUGUCGUCUGCGCAGCAGUGGCUGGUUGGGAGAAAGCGGCUCUAUACCCGAGCUGGAUGAUCAGGAAUGUGAGCCUGACCCCAGUCUGCCCACCACAGAAGACGUCAUCCGUAAAACUGAGCAGAUCACCAAGAACAUCCAGGAACUGCUGAGGGCUGCACAGGAGAACAAGCAUGAGAGUGGACCAUGUGAGCAGAGGGAGAGUGUCCGCAGACUUAGACACAGUCUGGGUUGUUUCAGCACACUGGUGCCUUGGGCAGACAAGCCCCCGUCUCCCAUGCAGUCCCUCGGCCUCAGAGCUCCCCACCCAGCCAACCCCAACAACCCUGCCUCCUGCUUUAUACCCUGCGCAGAAAGAAUACAUGUGGCUGUAAAUGAGAUGGCUGCCCUCUUCCCCAAGAGACCACGCUCUGAGACAGUAAGGAGCUCUUUGCGAUUAUUAACAUCCAGUGCAAACCGCCUGCAGAAUGAGUGUAAGAAAGCGUCUCCUCUGGAGAGCAGCUCCGGAGCCGACAUGCAGUUGGUCACCCAGCAGGUCAUCCAAUGUGCUUAUGACAUCGCCAAGGCUGCUAAGCAACUUGUUACCAUAACCACCAAAGAGAACAACAACUGAUCCUGCUUCCACCCAUUUCCAACUGUAGUGCAACCCUGAUGGUUUUCUCCACGUUAUUUUAUUAGUAAUUUUGUCAGUUGAGAUUUUUUUUUUUUUUUUAUCCACGCUGUAUUUGCAUGUUUUUAUUUCUAAUUUAAAGUGUCUCUUUGGCUUGAAGCCAUAAGAUAAAGACUGAAAUGCUCUCAAGGGUUGUGUAAGGACGUGUGUAUGUGUUGACCCGUGAAAGUGUAUUUGACUAGAUGUUGUGAGCAGAAGUGGAGCAGCCAGUCACUAAAUAUUCAGUAAAUGCCUGACUCUUUGCACUAUUCUGAAAACUUUAACUGCUUUUACCUCUUCAUAAUCAAACACUUAGUCCAUAAUUUGUGGAAUAUUUGUGUUGUUUUUGAAUUGUUAAAAUUAAGCUUUUUUCCCCCAAUGAUAAUCUUAAUGAAAUCUAAAAUAUGUCAAAAAAUAUUAUUAUAAUCUGUACAAAACAUUCAGGUAGUGUGGUCAGGUAGGCCAAGUUUAGGUACAGAUACAAUAAACUUGUAAGUAUAAAGAUGUCACGUUAAGUAAGAUCAGAUUUCAUUUCGUGUCUGAGGUUAAAUGGACUUUUUGGAUACACACAGGUGGCUAUAAUUCAGAUUUAUAGGGUAUAUUGAAAAAAAUAUAUAUUAAAAAAAUAUGAGGAAAUGUUAUUUAACCCUAGUUUAAUCAUAUUUUAUCAACAAUUUGGAGGUCACGGUACAGUAUUUAAUUACAACUUUUUUUCGAUACAUUCACUGCAGAUGAGUAUAUGAGGAUGAAACAAUCUCCACCAGCAGAUUGAUGCUGUUUUUUUUUGUGAUGCUUUAGAUGUGUUUCAGUUUUUAUAUAGUUCUUCAUAUUGUACAUUCACUUCAAUGUUCAGGCAGCUCUUUGCUUAUCUUUUUUUAUUUCCUCUCUACUAAGUGUUUUGAUCUAACCUGAUCAGGUUAGACUUAGCCAACAGUUGUGCAGUGGACCGGUGGCUCAGUGUUGUUAGAGCUAAGAGUCAGUGACUUACAGCUCAGUGUUAAAGUCCCCUCGUUUGAGUGUUUGUAGUUAUUCAGAUGAACUGGUCUUCCACUCAUUAAUUAAUAUUAUUGCUAUGCUUGUGGUUAAGAAACAAAAUGUGUUCUUUAUUUUUUAAAUAAACAUAAUUUAUAAUUUUGAGCUUUAA
Molecule: messenger RNA, 3945 nt
Organism: Ctenopharyngodon idella (grass carp)
Lineage: Eukaryota; Metazoa; Chordata; Actinopteri; Cypriniformes; Xenocyprididae
Gene: git2a
Product: G protein-coupled receptor kinase interacting ArfGAP 2a
Exons: 20
Coding region: 366-2765 (799 amino acids)
Biological process (GO): regulation of ARF protein signal transduction; brain development
Molecular function (GO): GTPase activator activity; protein binding
Source: RefSeq, a predicted model, not a curated record